Messenger RNA from Paramecium primaurelia, 6499 nucleotides. NCBI's taxonomy places the organism in Eukaryota, Ciliophora, Oligohymenophorea, Peniculida, Parameciidae. The record is from the annotation of a GenBank genome assembly.
AUGCUUGAGAAACUUAGUUAGAAGAUAAGCGGCAAUACAACAUCAAAAAGUGAUGCUUGUGAUAUAUGUGGAAAAUCAUUUGAUUGGUACAAUUCUUUAUUAAGCGCUAGGAAAACUAAGUAGAAUUAGUGUAAGCGGUGCUUUAGAGGUGUUUGUUCAAAUUGUAGUUAAGACAAAGCCAUUAUAAUUACUUAAGAUGCAAAAACUCCACAUAGAAUAUGCAAAAUUUGUAAGGAUGAUUAGCAGCAACAAAAAUAAAUAGUAGAGUUAGAGAAUUGCAAAGUUGGAUAAUUAUCUAAUGUAGGUAAAAGAUGGGUAUCAAUAAUUUUUGGAGACAAGUAAUUUUUUAUUAAAGCUAGAAUUGAAAUCAAAAAGAUUUAAGAUGAAUAUUAAUAGGCAUUACCAAAUUUUGUUACCAAUUCUAAUUAUGAAAUUAAAUAGUAAAUUUAAACUAAUCUGUUAAGAAUCUUUAAAGAAGUAAAAAAAUUAAUAUGCUUUUUAGAACAGAUAAUCAUUAAAUUAUUCUUUAGCUGAUUGGCAUUAUCGUUGCUGUUCAAAUGAAUAGGACAAUAUACUAGUAUAAAAAAUAAGCAAUAUUUUAACAUGCUUUUUCUAAAAUAAGCCAGUUAGACUAACAAAAGGCUUAGUCUUUUUGACAACUUAUAUUUUAUAUUUUUGUGAUGAACCUAUUUCUUUGAAGGUACUUUAAUUUUUUCAUGAAAAAAUUAUACCUCCAAGAAUGCAAUAUCAUAAAUUAGAAUAAGAUGAAAGUAAACCAAUUUUAGGUGAAAUUGAUCUUUUGCUAGAAAUGGUUAAUGAAUAAAAUAAAAUAGAAAAAUCAGUUUAACAAAAAGUUAAAUUGAUUCUAGAAACUUAUUCUACUUAAAUGUUGACAACAUUUAUGAUAAAUUCAUUUGAAUUUUAUCUUGGCUUUUUCAUUUUUAAUUAAUUAGUCAUCAAUCAUAAUGUAUUAAAAAAUGAUUAAUAUAUAGUUCUAAAUGAAUGAAAAAUUCUUGGCAUUUAUUUGUCGGGAUUAACUAAGAACAAUCUAAGAUGUAAAUAUAGAUGAAUUUUAGCGGUUAAUACUUCGAAAUAUUUAAUUAGAUAAGUUUACUGCUUUCUUAUCCUAGGAAGAUGAAAAAAAAAUAAAGUAUCGGAAUUCAAUUGCAUAAAAAGAAUAAUAAUUAUAAUAAUAAUAAUAAUAAAAUAAUAAAAUUGAUGAUAAAGAAAUUGAAAAACUAUUUGAAGGUAUAAUUUAGUUGGUUGAUGAAAAUUAAAUUUAAAAAUUAGAAUCCUUUUAAUCUACAAGUAAAUUUGAUUGGAAUAAAACUUAAAUUAAAGAAUUAGUUAAAUCAAUAUAAAAAAAAAAUUAAGUUUUAUAAAAUAAAACACUUUUGGAAGAUUAAUUAAAGUAAUAUUAAGAGAAAAGCGCUGAGCAAUUAUAAUAACAAAAAAUCGGAUCAGAAUUAAAUUCAAACACUAUUGAUGAAAAAAAUUAAUUGAUUAAAUAAUUAUAGGAUAAAAUUAAAUAAUAACAAUAAUUAAUAUCAAAUUAUAUAGAAUAAACUAAAUUAUUAGAAGAAACUCAUUCAUAAAGCAUGAAAAGUUAAGAAAGAGAAUAUUUAAAGUAAAUUGAAGAAUUGAAAAAUAAUAUUAUUUUAAAGUCUAAUAAAGAGAAUUAAUAUGAGGAAAAAAUUUCAUAGCUUUAACUAGAGAUGGAACGUAAAAUAAAAGAAAAAGAAGAUUUGAUAAAGAAUAAAGAAAACUAAUAAGAAAAGGAGAUAUACUUAAUUUCGGAAUAAUAUGACAAAAUAAAAAAGGAUUUGGAGAAUAAAGAUAUGAUGUAUAAAAAAUAAUAAAAAGAAUAAGAAAAUAUAUUUGAAUUUUAAUUAAAGUAAGAAUGUUAAAAAAUUGAAAAUGAUAAAAAUAUUUUGAAUGAAAAAUAUAUAUAAUAAAUUGAAAAUUUAGAAAAAUAAAUAAAAGAAAUAAAUUAGAGUAAAUAAUUUAUAGAAUAAGAAUUACAAGAAAAAAUAAAAAAUUUAGAAGUUCUACUUAAAAAAAAUUAAGAAGAAUCUUUAAUUUUAUUAAAAUAAAAAUAAGAGGCAUAUGAAGGAGAGAUUGUAUAAAUGUAAUUAAAAUAAAAAUAAGAAAUCGAAAACAUUCGAAAAUAACUUUAAAAUGAUAAGUAAGAAGAAAAUAAAAAAUAUGAAAACAUUUAUUAAUAAGAAAUUGAAUAGAUAAGUUAAGAUUAUAAACAAUAAAUAAAUGAAAUUAGUUAGAAUUUCAAAGAAAUUAUUCAAUAAAAAGAUGAUUCUAUAAAAAAAUAAGAAUAGAAAAUAUAAGAUUUAGAAUUAAAUCAUUAGGAAUAAUUAAAAUCUAUGUUAGAUUAGCAUAAAAACGAUCUAGAAUCAAAGGAAUAAUCAAUAAAGUUAUUGAAAGAAGAGUCAAGUCAAUAUUUCACGUAAGAAUUAUAACAAAAAGAAGAAUCAUAUUAAAAAUAAUUAGAAUAAAAGGAUGAAGAUUAUAAAUAAUAAAUAAAUGAAAUUAGUUAGAAUUUCAAAGAAAUUAUUCAAUAAAAAGAUGAUUCUAUAAAAUAAUAAGAAUAGAAAAUAUAAGAUUUAGAAUUAAAUCAUUAGGAAUAAUUAAAAUCUUUAUUAGAUUAACAUAAACAAGAUUUAUAACAAAAGGAAGAAUCAUAUUAAAAAUAAUUAGAAUAAAAGGAUGAAGAUUAUAAAUAAUAAAUUAAUGAUUUAAAUAAAAAUUUCAUAGUGAUGAUUCAAUAAAAAGAUGACUCUAUAAAAUAAUAGGAAUAGAAAAUAUAAGAUUAAGAAUUAAAUCAUUAGGAAUAAUUAAAAUCUUUAUUAGAUUAACAUAAACAAGAUUUAUAACAAAAGGAAGAAUCAUAUUAAAAAUAAUUAGAAUAAAAGGAUGAAGAUUAUAAAUAAUAAAUAAAUGAAAUUAGUUAGAAUUUCAAAGAAAUUAUUCAAUAAAAAGAUGAUUCUAUAAAAUAAUAAGAAUAGAAAAUAUAAGAUUUAGAAUUAAAUCAUUAGGAAUAAUUAAAAUCUAUGUUAGAUUAGCAUAAAAACGAACUAGAAUCAAAGGAAUAAUCAAUAAAGUUAUUGAAAGAAGAGUCAAGUCAAUAUUUCACUUAAGAAUUAUAACAAAAAUAAGAAUCAUAUUAAAAAUAAUUAGAAUAAAAGGAUGAAGAAUAUAAAUAAUAAAUAAAUGAAAUUAGUUAGAAUUUCAAAGAAAUUAUUCAAUAAAAAGAUGAUUCUAUAAAAUAAUAAGAAUAGAAAAUAUAAGAUUUAGAAUUAAAUCAUUAGGAAUAAUUAAAAUCUAUGUUAGAUUAGCAUAAAAACGAACUAGAAUCAAAGGAAUAAUCAAUAAAGUUAUUGAAAGAAGAGUCAAGUCAAUAUUUCACUUAAGAAUUAUAACAAAAAUAAGAAUCAUAUUAAAAAUAAUUAGAAUAAAAGGAUGAAGAAUAUAAAUAAUAAAUAAAUGAAAUUAGUUAGAAUUUCAAAGAAAUUAUUCAAUAAAAAGAUGAUUCUAUAAAAUAAUAAGAAUAGAAAAUAUAAGAUUUAGAAUUAAAUCAUUAGGAAUAAUUAAAAUCUAUGUUAGAUUAGCAUAAAAACGAACUAGAAUCAAAGGAAUAAUCAAUAAAGUUAUUGAAAGAAGAGUCAAGUCAAUAUUUCACUUAAGAAUUAUAACAAAAAUAAGAAUCAUAUUAAAAAUAAUUAGAAUAAAAGGAUGAAGAAUAUAAAUAAUAAAUAAAUGAAAUUAGUUAGAAUUUCAAAGAAAUUAUUCAAUAAAAAGAUGAUUCUAUAAAAUAAUAAGAAUAGAAAAUAUAAGAUUUAGAAUUAAAUCAUUAGGAAUAAUUAAAAUCUAUGUUAGAUUAGCAUAAAAACGAACUAGAAUCAAAGGAAUAAUCAAUAAAGUUAUUGAAAGAAGAGUCAAGUCAAUAUUUCACUUAAGAAUUAUAACAAAAAUAAGAAUCAUAUUAAAAAUAAUUAGAAUAAAAGGAUGAAGAAUAUAAAUAAUAAAUAAAUGAAAUUAGUUAGAAUUUCAAAGAAAUUAUUCAAUAAAAAGAUGAUUCUAUAAAAUAAUAAGAAUAGAAAAUAUAAGAUUUAGAAUUAAAUCAUUAGGAAUAAUUAAAAUCUAUGUUAGAUUAGCAUAAAAACGAACUAGAAUCAAAGGAAUAAUCAAUAAAGUUAUUGAAAGAAGAGUCAAGUCAAUAUUUCACUUAAGAAUUAUAACAAAAAUAAGAAUCAUAUUAAAAAUAAUUAGAAUAAAAGGAUGAAGAAUAUAAAUAAUAAAUAAAUGAAAUUAGUUAGAAUUUCAAAGAAAUUAUUCAAUAAAAAGAUGAUUCUAUAAAAUAAUAAGAAUAGAAAAUAUAAGAUUUAGAAUUGAAUCAUUAGGAAUAAUUAAAAUCUAUGUUAGAUUAGCAUAAAAACGAUCUAGAAUCAAAGGAAUAAUCAAUAAAGUUAUUGAAAGAAGAGUCAAGUCAAUAUUUCACUUAAGAAUUAUAACAAAAAUAAGAAUCAUAUUAAAAAUAAUUAGAAUAAAAGGAUGAAGAAUAUAAAUAAUAAAUAAAUGAAAUUAGUUAGAAUUUCAAAGAAAUUAUUCAAUAAAAAGAUGAUUCUAUAAAAUAAUAAGAAUAGAAAAUAUAAGAUUUAGAAUUGAAUCAUUAGGAAUAAUUAAAAUCUAUGUUAGAUUAGCAUAAAAACGAUCUAGAAUCAAAGGAAUAAUCAAUAAAGUUAUUGAAAGAAGAGUCAAGUCAAUAUUUCACUUAAGAAUUAUAACAAAAAGAAGAAUCAUAUUAAAAAUAAUUAGAAUAAAAGGAUGUAGAUUAUAAACAAUAAAUAAACGAAAUUUCUGCUAAUUAUUAAAAUUAAAUUACGAAUGUUUCUUAAAAUCUUUAAGAUUAACUUAAUUCAAAUGAAACAUUAAUAAACCAAAUUUCAUAACUUAAAUUAAAUCAUGAAUAAUAAUUAUUUUAAAAAGAUGAAGAAUAUAAAAGUAUAAUUCUUGAAAUAAGUGAGAAUCAUUUACGUUAAUUACAAAAUCGAGACCAUUCAUCUUAAUUUGAUAGCAAACAAAGUGAACUUAAUAACAUUUAACUUUAAUAGUAAUACAUUUUAUAAAUAUAAUAAAAAGAUGAAUAAAUCUUAAAUUUAACCCAAUAAAACGAGUAAUUAAUGUAACAAAUUGUAAUAGAAACUGAAAAGUAAAAAUAUUAAGUUUAGCCGUAAAUAAAGGAUGAAUUGAAUUAAAUAGAAGAAUAGUCUUAAAUAGAAAAUAAUUAGCUUAUAAAUGAAGAAAACACUAAUUAAGCAAAUAACAAUAAAUAAUUCUCGGAAGUAAAUCUUUUAUCCUUAAUUGACAAAUAAAAUUAGCAAAUCUCAGAAUUAAAAUAAAAAGAUUAGGAUAGUUUAAAUACUAUAGAAUCUCUUAAAUAACAUUUACAAAUUCUACAAAUAGAAUUAGAAAGCAAAUAUUAAGGCUAACUUGAUUCAUGUUUGAAAAACUAUGAGAAUGAAAAAGAUCAAAUGUAGAAGUCAUUUAAUAAGUCUCUAAGCGAAUAGGAAGAAAAAUAAAAAUUAGAAAUAUUUGCACAUCUUGAAACUAUAUCAAAAUUAAGAUUUUAGAUUUAAGAUAUUGAAUGUAAAUUGUAAAAUUCAAAUGCUGAAUUAUUUUAACAAUAAACAAAAUUAAAACAAAUAAUUUAACUUGAAUUUGAAGAAUUAUUAAAAAAAUAAGCAACAGAAAAAGAUGAAAUUAUUUCAAAUUUUGAGAAAUUAAGAAAUUAGUAUAAUGAAAAUCUUUAGUUGAACUAACAAAAAGAUAAAGAAAUAUUGGAGUUAAAAUAAUUUAUAGAAGAUUUGAAAAAAAAUAUUGAUGAAACUAAUCAAUUAUUAACCUAAUAAAAUUUAUAGAAUGAGAGAUUAAAUCAACAUAUAAUAAUUUUAAAUAAUUAAAUAUUAGGUUUGAAAAGGAAAAAUUUUGAUCAAACUAGUUAAACUUAAAAUUCAGCAAAAGAACUACAAGAUAAUAUUUUAUAAUUAAGAAAUCAACUUAUUCUUAAAGAAAGCGAAAUAUAUUCAUUAAGAUUACAAUUUAUUGAUGCAAAUUCUUAAAGGCUAAAUUACUUUUAUUAAGUUUAGAAUUAUAUAAAAGAGAUGAAGUUAAUGUCUGAAAAGCUAUAAACUUAUGAUCAAAGUGAUGUUUAACAAUUAACUUCAUAUUAUGAAGAAAAAAUUAAAUUAUUAGAUCAAUCUUAUGAAGAAUAAAUGAAUAGAUUAUUUUAAUAACUGAAAUAGAACUAAGAUAAAGACUAAUCAACCUAGCCAGCAUAAAAAUUGAAUACAUAAUAAGUCAAUCCAUCUUAGUAAAAGGAUACCAAAAUUACAGGGAGAGUUUAAAUGUUGGAAAUACAGUAGGAGUCAAGAAAUGAGUAAAAUGAAGAUUGCACAAUUUUUUGAUUUGAUCUAUUAGAAAAUGC